This is a messenger RNA of Saprolegnia parasitica CBS 223.65, 303 nucleotides long. RefSeq lists its product as hypothetical. The transcript is spliced from 2 exons. NCBI's taxonomy places the organism in Eukaryota, Oomycota, Saprolegniomycetes, Saprolegniales, Saprolegniaceae. The record is from RefSeq and is a predicted model, not a curated record. Bases 1 to 303 code for a protein of 100 amino acids.
AUGCUUGGGGCACUCGUAGACGCCAUUGCGUUUGGCGCGUCGUUCUUGGACGUGCUGCCGACGACCGGCCACCUUCUCGCGGAGACGAUCUCGGCGCGCUACGAGGAGUUCACGCCGCCGUCGGCGCCACCGGCGUGGCCUGCCACGUUCCAAGCCAACUUUACCGAGGCGCGUUCGGUCUUUAGCGGCUUUCCCACGGCACCGUCCACUGGCGCAUGGUACUAUCGCUACGAGGCCAACGGCCCACAUCAGUGGCGGGCCGACCACAACGCGGUACAAGAAGCAACCUCGUCCAGAGCGUAG